Clarias gariepinus (North African catfish) is the source of this 2120-nucleotide messenger RNA. It is a transcript of the gene asb10, whose product is annotated as ankyrin repeat and SOCS box containing 10. Gene Ontology annotation, cellular component: axon initial segment; synapse; membrane. The record is from RefSeq and is a predicted model, not a curated record. Lineage: Eukaryota; Metazoa; Chordata; Actinopteri; Siluriformes; Clariidae. The coding region runs from base 73 to 1485 and encodes 470 amino acids. The transcript has 5 exons. Gene Ontology annotation, molecular function: transmembrane transporter binding. Gene Ontology annotation, biological process: negative regulation of delayed rectifier potassium channel activity; neuronal action potential; intracellular signal transduction.
CAGUGAACCUGGUUCCUAUGGCUGUUAAGGGUUGAAAAACAGAACAGAAAAGAAGAACAAAAAUUUAUCAGCAUGUUUCACCAGAGCUUCGCAUUUACUCCCACAGCUCUGCGCUCCUUAGAACAGGAACGAGACCUUCUGGAGAGACAAAGCCAUCAGAGGAAGCUCAUUGAGCCAACUGUCAACGGCUAUCUGCUGAGGAAGGAGGCUCGGGAACAAGCCUCACUCUCCAGGAAGAGCCCGGGGGUACCGUCGGUGCCACUGGUGUGCCGUGAUCUGGUGGUACAGAACGCCCUAUACACAGGGGAUGUGGAGGCUGUGAAGACACUGUUUCCCAAAGGCUCGCCGGAUAAACUGGUCAUCAAACCAGAGGGAGGGGCCAUGCGCUGGGUCUCCGAUGGGAGAGUCAGAGGACUGUGGUCUCUGACGUACGAGCAGGAGCUGACCACGCCUCUGCACAUCACCGCAGGACGAGGCUUCGCCGACUGCCUGGGGCAUCUCCUCCUGAGAGGGGCCUGUGUGGAUUUUGCCCCUGGGGGCACGACAGCACUGCACGAGGCCUGCCAGGAGUGCCAGCCAGAAUGUGUUAAACUGCUGCUACAGUAUGGUGCCAAUGCCAACGCUGUCACCGAGGAUGGACUGAUGCCCCUGCACCUCUGCACUGAGCCAGAGUCUCUGGAGUGUGCCAAGCAUGUGAUCCAGUUUGGAGCAGCCAUAAAUGGCCGCAGCGUGGAUGAAAAUGACACACCACUGCAUGUAGCGGCGCGUCAUGGCCUUCUGGCCCACGUGGAACUGUACCUGCGUCAUGGCGCAGCGGUGGAGUUGCAAAAUGAUGAAGGACAAACGCCACUGAAUGCUGCAUGUUCACAACCACACGAGCAUGCUGCUCUGGAGCGUUACGCUCAAGUGUGCCAACGGCUAGUGGAGAAUGGGGCGGAUGUGAGCACGGGCGACACCGACAGGCACACACCUCUGCACAUGGCAUGCAAGAACGCUAACCCUGGGAUUGUGGAGGUACUCCUGCGAAACGGUGCCCCUGUCAAUGACAUGGAUUACGGAGGCGAGGCGCCCAUGCAUAAUAUUCUAAAAAUAAUUGCUUAUAAAUUGGAGCAUGAACCCGAGCGGAUUGUGCAGGAAUUGCUCAACUAUGGGUCAAUCCGAGUGUGGCCGGGAGCUCUGCCCAAGGUCCUGAAGUACUGCUGUAUGUCACCACGUACCAUAGAAGUCCUGCUGAACGCAUACAGCCAGCUUAAAGUCAAUGAUCAGUGGGUGGAGGCUGUUCCUCCAGAGGUGUUCCAGAAACAUCAGGAAUUUUACGAGUCCGUGUUCGCUCUGGCCAAUACCCCGCGCUGCCUGCAGCAUCUGGCUCGCCACAGGUUGCGCACUUAUCUAGAAGGCCGUGUUCUCAAUGUGGUGCCCAAGUUGGUUCUGCCAACAUUUCUGAAGGCCUACCUGAUGCUGGAAUUUCGAGGCUAUGUUCACUAAGUGCUCACUGAACCAAAGGUUGUCAAGGAUGAAGGGCCAGGAUGUUGAUUAAUAAUGCAUAAAACUUUGCUGAGGAUGACCGCUCAGGUGUAGGUACUUUAGGCAGAGGUGCCAAUAAUUACACUUAACAUAUUUUGACCACUAUGAAAAUAAAAUAAAUUUUACUGAAAUGCUGAUUCACAGAAGGCGAAAGGACACAGAAUUUAAAAAGUGCAAGACAAAAGAAAAGAUUGGAACUUUAUAUCUGUAUUUGUUUUGGAGUAGAAUUUAAAUGUAACAGGGAGAUUGUGAGAUCCCAGUCUGGAUCUAAACAUCUGCUAAAUGCAUAAAUGUAAAUUGCUUUAAAUGAGACACAAAUAUCAUCGAGCGCUGUGCACGAACGUGACAUUUGACAUUCAUGAAAUGCAUCUUUGAAAGACAAGCCUGAAUGAAUUUGUCGGGAAAUUCCGUUUGAGAAUCGUUUUGAAUUUUUCUGUGUAUAAAUGACUAAUGAUGAUGAUGUGGAAUAGCUUUCGUAGACGACACUAAUAUGCAUUCCCUUUUGCAUUGACUGUUUUCCUGAAUGUACACAUACAGCAUUAAUUAGAAAUUAAAAUUAUGACUUCUGUUGUAUGAUUGUUUUGUGAUUAAAUGGC